GCGUCGGUUCCUACUGCAGAGCCGCAGCUUUGGGAGGGGUUUAAAGGGCCCGCGCGCCGCCGCCCCCUCGGCCCACCAUGCUGCUACCCGUACCGUUGCUGCUUGGCCUUCUCGGCCUGGCCGCCGCCGAACCCGCCGUCUACUUUAAGGAGCAGUUUCCGGACGGAGACGGGUGGGUGCACCGCUGGAUCGAAUCCAAACACAAGUCGGAUUUUGGCAAAUUUGUCCUCAGUUCCGGCAAGUUCUACGGUGAUCAGGAGAAAGAUAAAGGGCUGCAAACGAGCCAGGAUGCCCGCUUUUACGCUCUUUCGGCCAGAUUCGAGCCCUUCAGCAACAAGGGCCAGACGCUGGUGGUGCAAUUCACGGUGAAACACGAGCAAAACAUAGAUUGUGGCGGCGGUUAUGUGAAGCUGUUUCCAGAUGGUUUGGACCAGACAGACAUGCACGGAGACUCCGAAUACAACAUCAUGUUUGGCCCCGACAUCUGUGGCCCUGGCACCAAGAAGGUUCAUGUCAUCUUCAACUAUAAGGGCAAGAACGUGCUGAUCAACAAGGACAUCCGAUGCAAGGAUGAUGAAUUCACCCACCUGUACACGCUCAUCGUGCGGCCAGAUAACACCUAUGAAGUGAAGAUUGACAAUAGCCAGGUGGAGUCAGGUUCCUUGGAGGACGAUUGGGACUUCCUGCCACCCAAGAAGAUAAAGAAUCCUGAUGCUGCAAAGCCUGAGGAUUGGGAUGAGCGGGCCAAGAUUGAUGACCCUACAGACUCCAAGCCUGAGGACUGGGACAAGCCUGAGCACAUCCCUGACCCUGACGCUAAGAAGCCUGAGGACUGGGACGAGGAGAUGGAUGGAGAGUGGGAACCACCAGUGAUUCAGAACCCUGAGUACAAGGGCGAGUGGAAGCCCCGGCAGAUCGACAACCCAGAUUACAAGGGCACCUGGAUCCACCCGGAAAUCGACAACCCUGAGUACUCCCCUGAUAGCAACAUCUAUGCCUAUGAAAACUUUGCUGUGCUGGGCUUAGAUCUCUGGCAGGUCAAGUCUGGCACUAUCUUCGACAACUUCCUCAUCACUAACGAUGAGGCGUACGCGGAGGAGUUUGGCAAUGAGACAUGGGGUGUCACAAAGGCAGCAGAAAAGCAAAUGAAGGACAAGCAGGAUGAGGAGCAGAGGCUAAAGGAGGAGGAAGAGGACAAGAAGCGCAAGCAAGAGGAGGAGGCUGACAAGGAAGAUGAGGAGGACAAGGAUGAGGACGAGGAGGAUGAGGAGGACAAGGACGAGGAAGAGGAAGAAGAUGCCGCUGGCCAGGCCAAGGACGAGCUGUAGGGGCCACACCGCCGCCUCAAAGGCUGGACUGAGGCCUGAACACUGCCCGCCGUAGAGCCGGCCACGCCAAAUAAUGUCUCUAUGAGACUGGAGAACUUUAAUUUUUUUUCCAGGCGGGUUCUGAUUUGGGGUGGAUUUUGGUUGUGUUCCCCCUCUCUUUUUUUUUUUUUUUUUUUUAAACUGGUGUUUUGUCUGAUUCUUCAGCUCUUACCCCUGACCCUCAUUGUCUUAGUUGAUAUCUUUGCUUUCCUCUGUCCCCUUCUCUCCUCCAAACCCCUAGUCCAACUCCACCUUGAGGGCCAGGGGUGGAGGCGGGUGCAGUCUGGAGAAGUCCCAGGCCCAAGAUUCCAUCUGCUCUCCUUCCUGGGUCCCAGAGGGGGGCAGGAGAAGAGGGUGGCACCUCCACCCAGAGCACUGAGGAAGAAUGGGGCUCCUAGGGCCUGAGCUCCAACCACCCCCUUUUCUCCCAUGCCCCAGGACUGGGCCACUUCUGGGUGGGACAAGUGGGUUCUAGCUCAGCUCACACUGAGAAUGUAAGAACUACAAACAAGAUUUCUAUUAAAUUAAGUUUUGUGUCUUC
Messenger RNA from Manis pentadactyla (Chinese pangolin), 1908 nucleotides. It is a transcript of the gene CALR, whose product is annotated as calreticulin. Gene Ontology annotation, biological process: protein folding. The transcript has 9 exons. The coding region runs from base 78 to 1328 and encodes 416 amino acids. The record is from RefSeq and is a predicted model, not a curated record. NCBI's taxonomy places the organism in Eukaryota, Metazoa, Chordata, Mammalia, Pholidota, Manidae. Gene Ontology annotation, cellular component: endoplasmic reticulum; endoplasmic reticulum membrane. Gene Ontology annotation, molecular function: calcium ion binding.